Guillardia theta CCMP2712 is the source of this 225-nucleotide messenger RNA. RefSeq lists its product as hypothetical. The transcript has 2 exons. The record is from RefSeq and is a predicted model, not a curated record. The coding region runs from base 1 to 225 and encodes 74 amino acids. Lineage: Eukaryota; Cryptophyceae; Pyrenomonadales; Geminigeraceae.
AUGGCAGGAGGACUGGAGGGGAUGAAGGCGAAGGCUCUCAUCGUCGGAGGGCUGGCGGGCACUGCUGCAGCUGCCUUUUACGUCACGGUGAUCUUGCCAAGUCAGUACAAGAACACACCCAUGCCCUCGGAUGUGUACAAGGAGGGCAGACCGUCGUCCUCCAAGAGCAUGUGGAAGAACAUGGCGCCGAGAGCAAAGAAGCUUGAUACCGACGAGGACGACUGA